AAAUAGUCCCCCACAUAGCCUCAAAAACCCAAUUCAGAAGAACUGAAGAAUUGAGGAAGAAGAAGAAGAAGAAGAAGAAGAAGAAGAAUGUCUCUUGUGUUUGUGGGUAAUUCAGAAGAGAAGGAGCUGGGGAGACAGAAGGCGCCAGGGAUGUGCCCAUACUGUGAAGGGAAGGUCACAGCCAUGGAUGUUGAGAGCCAGUUCAGAUGCUGCUUUCUUCCCGUCUGCUACAAGAUCAAGAGAAAGUAUGUCUGCACUUCCUGUUCCAAGCAAUUGGUUUUGUACUCUGAGUAGAUGCUCUGACCCUCAAAUGGGCCUCAAUCUUUUCUUGUAUUUUCCUUGGGUUUUUUUUUUCUUUUUUUUUUUUCUCUGUAUAUAAAUUUCCAUUGGAUUUCUAUGGAAGUUAGUGAGCUGUUCUCAGUUUUGAAGAACAUAAUCUGAAAUUCCCAUUUAAAUUCUUUGAUC
Messenger RNA from Vitis riparia (riverbank grape), 465 nucleotides. RefSeq lists its product as uncharacterized. The record is from RefSeq and is a predicted model, not a curated record. Bases 88 to 294 code for a protein of 68 amino acids. The transcript has a single exon. NCBI's taxonomy places the organism in Eukaryota, Viridiplantae, Streptophyta, Magnoliopsida, Vitales, Vitaceae.